AUGGAGGAUCCUGUGAAUGCGAUGCUUUGCCAUCAUGGGUUUCACCCAUCCAUGCUGGCCUGGUGCUCGAUGCAUCAGUUGAAUCUGGGAAUCAUGCAAGACUUUAGCGGAAGCGCUAUUUUGCUCCUAGUGAGAAUCAGUUUCUUCGGGAACUACAAUGCUGAGGAUCAUUUGAGGGAGUCUAUGAAGGAAUGCACCCGUCGCUUUAAGGACUUCUGCAAGCUCCACUCUUUUGAGUGCAGCCAAUGCUGGCUAACGACUGGUAUGCUGCACGACAACCAGACUGGCUGGCCGAGUUUGAAAUUGAAGGCCUACAAUGCGAGAAUCUUUCUGAUGUUUGUGAGGGCAGCAUUGCAAGCUGCCAAAUCUGCGCGAGAAGCUCAAGGCCUUGAAGAAGAUGCCGAGCUAUCCUAUGCUGUGAUGGCUGCGAAAGCUUUGUGUUCGUGGUUCGCCCUGGUCGAACGAGCUGGGCGAUACUUGACUCCGGAGCAAGCUGCCGAGCAGGAGACUGCAGGACUGGUUUUUCUUCGCUGCUAUACAUUCCUUGCCCGCCUUGCUGCUUCGCAAAGCAUUCGAAGGUGGCAUGUCAUAACGAAAUUUCAUGGAUUUCGGCACAUCUUGCAAUCGGCAAGAUUGACUUUAUACAACAGCAGAUUCCUUCAUACAUAUGUCGACGAAGACUUCGUUGGCGUUUGGAUCCGUUUGUCGAGGCGUGUAGCACAUGCUCUCUUCGAGUUCAGAGUGCUGUGUCGCUUCUUGCUGCGGCUGCAAGCCAUGCGAACUGUCGAUCAAAGGUCGGUGCCUGCUCGGUGGAGCUGA
Symbiodinium sp. CCMP2592 is the source of this 819-nucleotide messenger RNA. NCBI's taxonomy places the organism in Eukaryota, Dinophyceae, Suessiales, Symbiodiniaceae. The record is from the annotation of a GenBank genome assembly.